UGUCAUGUGACCUCAAUGUUGACGUACACUGCGGGACAUUGGCGCGGUUUAAUAUAAACCUAGCAGCAGUUUGUGCGUUGGCUUUUUCAUUUUUAUUCGAAACAAUGUCUAUCCAUCAAAAAUACGGAUACGAAAACGAUUGCAAACCUGAAGAAAACAGGAACAAAGGCGCUUCAAGAUGGACCCAUUGUAGGAAACGCGGUGCAGAUGGUAAUCUGAGAAAAUGUCACGAGGUUGAAGAGCCUGGCAAAAGUUCACAGAGCUCACGCAGACAAGAAAGUUUCACAACCCCAGAGAGUGAGGGACCUGUGUCCAGAGUAAAAAACUGGGGAGAUGAGGUAGAGGCAGAGGAAAUGCGUUCAAAUGUCCGACGUGAUAUGCAUCGAUACAGAAGAAGAAUUCUUGAAGCAGAUUUUCCUCAAAGAGACAGAAAAAUCUCGUCUGGAAGUUCUGACUCCAGAGACUCGAGAGAUUCCAAAGAAUCUCCUGCUAAAGGUGACAUCGAGACGGAUGAGAACACUCUCAUAAGGAGACAAAAACAGAUUAAUUAUGGGAAAAACACUCUUGCAUAUGAUAGAUACAUUAAAGAAGUUCCCAAGCACAUGAGACAGCCCGGUGUUCAUCCAAAGACUCCAAACAAAUUCAAGAAAUACAGCCGACGCUCCUGGGACCAGCAGAUUAAACUGUGGCGGGUCAAACUUCACGCGUGGGAUCCUCCUGCAGAAGAGGGAAGCGACCUGCAGCAGAUGAUUCAUUUACAGGAACCCCUAAAAAGAUGAUGAAAAUUCACCAUACCAAAAU
Messenger RNA from Cyprinus carpio (common carp), 801 nucleotides. Its product is annotated as histone RNA hairpin-binding protein-like. NCBI's taxonomy places the organism in Eukaryota, Metazoa, Chordata, Actinopteri, Cypriniformes, Cyprinidae. Gene Ontology annotation, cellular component: cytoplasm; histone pre-mRNA 3'end processing complex. Gene Ontology annotation, biological process: mRNA transport; mRNA 3'-end processing by stem-loop binding and cleavage. Gene Ontology annotation, molecular function: histone pre-mRNA stem-loop binding; mRNA binding. The record is from RefSeq and is a predicted model, not a curated record.